CAAAAAAAAAAACUACCACUCCCAGCAGGCUCCGCGGCGCGCGGCGCUCUUCCAGCCAAUCAGCGGAGGACUUGUUGGUGGGUGCCAAGAUGGCGGAGCCCAGGGGUUGAAGGAGGUGCUGUUUGGCGGCUGGUUGCAAGGGCUGGAAGAACGGAAAGAUGAAGGUUGUCAAUCUAAAGCAGGCCAUUCUCCAGGCCUGGAAAGAGCGGUGGAGUGAUUACCAGUGGGCCAUAAACAUGAAGAAAUUCUUCCCCAAAGGAGCCACGUGGGACAUACUUAAUUUGGCAGAUACCAUCAGAAUUUGUUUUUCUCAUCCCAGUUCAAGAAGGGAGAUUGACACAAAUCCUGCUAAAUGUUCGUACCUGCUGAGUAUACAAGCUCUCCUUGAACAGGCCAUGAUUGGCCCAUCACCCAACCCACUGAUCUUGUCCUACCUGAAAUAUGCAAUCAGUUCCCAGAUGGUGUCUUAUUCCACCGUCCUGAUGGCCAUCAGUAAGUUUGAUGACUUCUCCCGAGAUCUCUGCGUCCAGUCCCUGCUGGAGAUCAUGGAUAUGUUUUGUGAUCGGCUCAGCUGCCAUGGCAAAGCAGAGGAGUGCAUUGGUUUGUGCCGGGCCCUGAUGAGCGCCCUCAACUGGAUGCUGCGCUGCGCAGCCUUCUAUACGGAGAAGUUCAAAGAGAUUCUGGAACAGGCAGCUGCUGAGAACCAGCUGAAGAUGUGCCUGGAGCGGCUGGAGAAGAUCCUGGGUAGCACCAAAAACCGGGCCCUGAUUCACAUUGGCAAGCUGGAGGAGACGUCUUCGUGGAGCACCAUAGAGCAGUCGCUGAUCAAACUGGGGGAGAAUCUGAGCAGCCUCAGUAACCUGCAGCUGCACAGCCAGGCGGACGAGUGCAUCUCCCUCAUCAAGAGCAUACCCACCAUGCUCUCGGCCCACUCUGAGCAGCUGAACAAAACUGGCUUCCCCACCGUGCAUGCCGUGGUGCUGUUGGAAGGAACCAUGAACCUCACGGGAGAGACCCAGCCUCUCGUGGAACAGCUGAUGAUGGUGAAGCGGAUGCAGCGCAUUCCCUCACCGCUUUUUGUGCUGGAGAUCUGGAAAGCCUGCUUUGUGGGCCUGAUCGAGUCUCCAGAGGGGACGGAGGAGCUGAAAUGGACGGCCUUCACCUUCCUUAAGAUCCCUCAGGUUCUGGUUAAACUAAAGAAAUAUCCCCAGGGAGAGAAGGAUUUCACUGAGGACGUGAAUUGUGCCUUUGAGUUCCUGCUAAAACUCACCCCUUUGCUGGACAAAGCUGAUCAGCGAUGCAACUGUGACUGUACUAGUCUGCUCCUGCAGGAGUGUAGCAAACAGGGACUGCUGUCUGAGGCCAACAUGACCAACCUAGUCGCCAAACGGACAGCCGACCGGGAGCACGCGCCACGCUUGAAAUCGGCAGAGAAUGCCAACAUCCAGCCCAACCCGGGACUCAUCCUGAGAGCCGAGCCCACUGUCACCAACAUCCUCAAGACCAUGGAUGCAGAUCACUCCAAAUCCCCCGAGGGGCUACUAGGCGUCUUGGGCCACAUGCUGUCUGGGAAGAGCCUGGAUCUGCUAUUGGCAGCUGCAGCAGCGACGGGGAAGCUGAAAUCUUUUGCUCGGAAGUUCAUCAAGCUGAAUGAAUUUACCAAGCACAUCAGCGGAGAAGGCUCCAAAGCGGCUUCUGUCAGGGCCCUGCUGUUCGACAUUUCCUUCCUCAUGCUGUGUCACGUCGCCCAGACCUACGGCUCUGAGGUGAUCCUCUCAGAGUCCAGCCCCACGGGUGAGGUGCCAUUCUUCGAGACCUGGAUGCAGACCUGCAUGCCGGAGGAGGGGAAAAUCCUCAACCCAGAUCACCCCUGCUUCCGGCCUGAUUCAACAAAGGUGGAAUCGCUGGUUGCUCUGCUGAACAGCUCCUCGGAAAUGAAGCUGGUGCAAAUGAAGUGGCAUGAGGCAUGUCUCAGCAUCUCGGCAGCCAUCCUGGAGAUCCUCAAUGCCUGGGAGAACGGCGUGCUCACCUUUGAGUCGAUCCAGAAAAUCACAGAUAACAUCAAAGGGAAGGUGUGCAGCAUGGCCGUGUGCGCCAUGGCCUGGCUGGUGGCCCAUGUCCGCAUGCUGGGCUUGGAUGAGCGAGACAAGUCGCUACAGAUGAUCCGGCAGCUGGCCACAUCCCUGCAAAGCGAGAACACGCUGCAGUUCUACAACGAGCGCGUGGUGAUAAUGAGCUCCAUCCUGGAGCACAUGUGCGCCGACGUCCUGCAGCAGACAGCCACGCAGAUCCGAUUCCCCUCCACGGGGACGGACCCCAUCCCUUACUGGAACCUACUGCCCCCUAAGAAGCCCAUCAAAGAGGUCCUGAUGGGCGUGUUCACCAAGGUGCUGGAGAAGGGCUGGGUCGACAGUCGCUCCAUUCACAUCUUCGACACGCUGCUGCACAUGGGGGGUGUCUACUGGUUCUGCAACAACCUGGUCAAGGAGCUGUUGAAGGAAACCCGCAAGGAGCACACGCUGCGGGCAGUGGAACUCCUCUACGCCAUCUUCUGCUUGGACAUGCAGCAGCUGACGUUAUCCCUGCUGGGCCACAUCCUGCCCAGCCUACUCACCGAUUCCUCCAAGUGGCACACCCUGAUGGACCCGCCUGGCAAGGCCCUUGCCAAGCUCUCUGUGUGGUGCGCCCUGAGCUCCUACUCCUCCCACAACAAGGGCCAGGCAUCAGCCAGGCAAAGGAAGAGGCACCGAGAGGAUAUUGAGGAUUACAUUAGCCUGUUCCCACUGGACGACACCCAGCCGUCCAAGCUCAUGCGCUUGCUGAGCUCCAACGAGGAGGACGCCAAUGUUCUGUCCAGCCCUACAGAUCGUUCGAUGAGCAGUUCGCUGUCUGCCUCCCAGCUUCACACCGUCAGCAUGAGGGACCCUCUCAACAGAGUCCUAGCAAACCUCUUCCUGCUGAUCUCUUCUAUCCUGGGAGCCAAGACAGCUGGCACACACACCCAGUUCGUCCAGUGGUUCAUGGAGGAGUGCGUGGACUGCUUGGAGCAGGGCAGCCGCGGCAGCAUCCUGCAGUUCAUGCCCUUCACAAUGGUGUCAGAGCUGGUGAAAGUGUCCACCAUGUCCAGUCCCAAAAUUGUCCUGGCCAUCACAGAUCUCAGCUUGCCUCUGGGUCGCCGGGUCGCUGCCAAGGCCAUUGCCGCUUUGUGAACACGGCUCCCCCUUCUGCGAUGCUGGGUGAGGGGAAGGUGGGACAGAAGCCAGGGGAGCUGACAAUGGAUCAUCUCUGGCUGCAUGGACCCUGCCUGUUCUCCAUGCCAGGGGGACACCACUGCCGUGGAGCAGACUCCGAGUCACCAGUGGACCCUGAGUCUAGCAGUGCCUCACUCCCAGGAACAGCCUGGGUGGCUGGAGAAGCAGCUUUCCCCAGCGCUAGGCAUUUUGGAGGUACCGUUCUUUCCAGCCCAUGUGGGGUUGUGGUUCCCUAUCGUCUGCUGGUGCCGCAUGCUGUUGGCUGUUCUUGGAUCUUUUUUCCUAAUAUUUUAAGACCUAGGUUUUUUUAUUCUCAUAAAGCCCAGAUGCUUGGGACUUUCCUAAUAGCCUUUGUGCCAAGACGUGGCAUCUCGAGAGACUGAUGGUUUCCCUGGGGGCGCAGUAGCUCGUAUAUUUCACCACUUGCUGUUGGAUCUGCGGAGUUGCAACUGAGUCCUGGACACGGGAACCGGAGCUGAAGAAUGGCUCCGGGGACCCCACAGCUGCACAACGCCUUUUUGCCUCCAGCACGUGCAGCUUUAUCUGCUUCAUCCAUGGACUGGUGAUUCUGAAACAAAUGUGUCAUGGGCCUUCAUCUCCAAAUACCCAACUGAACAACAGCCACACGACGUCUUGUCGAUAGCAAAGGUGGCACCUGCUGCGAGUUACAGAUCCCAGGGGUUUCUGCAGUGGUAUUUUUAAAUCUAUAGGGGAGGCAUAACUAUUUUUGCUAGAUAAAAAGGGGGUGUUGUGGUGAUUUCUUCUGUAGCCUUCUCUGGCAUGAUCCUCUGCUGAUUUGGGAGUCUUCAAACUUUGCAGCUGCCAUGGCUCUGCAGUCAAAAUGUUGCAGCAGACAAUUCCUAAGUUUUGCUAAGAUAAGCAGCUAGAACAGUGCAAGGGAGGGCAGAUACUGCACUUCUGUCGCAGGGGGAAGUGGUGGCACUUAGUGCUUGUGCAGGACUGCAAGUAAUAUGAUGGCUUGGAGCCACCUCGUUGCUGUGCCCGCUUCCCCCACCCAGCUCUGCUGAUGCUCCUCAGCCUGAUCUGCUGCAGCCCCUGUCCCAGGCCUGUCCUGAGCAGGUGCUGCCAAUCAGUCCAGAUAUCACUGCGGCGCUCCGCAAUACAUGCCCUCACUGAGACCUGGGCAGAGAUGAACCAAAUUCACUUCUGCCACCUGAUGCAAGCUGAGUUCAAGUCUGUGGGCAACGAUGGUUCAUCCCAUGUGAUGCCAGAGGGGGAAUUUCAGCAUGGAAUUUUCUAUCACGCCUUCAUAGGUUGAAACGCUCAUUCCUUUCUGCUGGCCAGUGUAUUUCUGACACCCUGUAAGAUACCUGUGUGUGCUACAACUGACUUGUACCAUGUCUAAUGAUUCUUCUCCUGGGCUUGAAUAAACCUACAAUAAACCCCCCGAGAGCAGAUCAUUUUCUGUGGCAUUUCUCUCCUGUCGCCAAGCAGAGGAAGGAACUAGCGGUUCUGAGGUACAGUAUACUGAAGAGCAAGUGUACCCUACAACUUUCAAAUGUUCCUUCUCUCUCAAUUCAGCCUGGUGCUUUUCUCCCCCUUCCUGUAACGCAGCCUUAUUGUGCAGCAGCUCUUGCCUGCUUUUCCCAGCUGUUCAUGAAGCCAGCCCAAAAUCUGCCCAUUCCCCUCUCCUGGUGGAAUGCAUCACGACGGGAAAGCGGGGUAGAAUGGUUUAAUGCAACCUUAAUGUAGGGGAGUCUGGAGCUUGUCUUCCCCAACCAGAGGAAACCAACAUUGCUUGCAAGACGAAAGGAUUCUUGCACUUGCUGAAGCCUUGCCCAGCGUUCCAUCCCAGAGGCAGCAGCAUUAUCUCAAUCUGUAUUAUCUGUAAUUCCCUUUGGACUCUGUUUUAUGUCCAAUAGAUUUAUACUUUAUCGAUCCCUUUUGCUUUCA
Dermochelys coriacea (leatherback sea turtle) is the source of this 5165-nucleotide messenger RNA. It is a transcript of the gene MED24, whose product is annotated as mediator complex subunit 24. The transcript has 27 exons. Gene Ontology annotation, molecular function: transcription coregulator activity. The record is from RefSeq and is a predicted model, not a curated record. Bases 159 to 3209 code for a protein of 1016 amino acids. Gene Ontology annotation, cellular component: mediator complex. NCBI's taxonomy places the organism in Eukaryota, Metazoa, Chordata, Testudines, Dermochelyidae.